UCAUUACUAUUCAGAACUUGUCCGUUUCCAACAUCAAAUUUGUGUGAACACAGAUUUGUCGCUGUACUAUAUGUAUCUGGUCUGUCAUUUAACAUAAUUUAGCGAAGGUUUAAUAGUGACAUACUCUGCUUCUUUAGUAGCUAGCAUAAGAUAUAAUAAAUAUAAUGAUGGUUGUUUUACCAUCUGUUACUUGGGUGUGCAUGCAAAGAGAAGUGCCGAUCUACUUGUGGGCUCAUUAUUAGUUGCUGAAAAUAUAUUUGAUUUUGAAAUUUAUUGGCAUCUUAAUAUGAUUAAUAAUAAAAUAGUAUUUUUACUUUAAUAUGGAAAACAGGAGCUGCUUGGACAUGUGUUAUGUAAAUCACUUAUGUUAUGUAGCAAACAUUACAUAUUAGCACUGUAUAUAACCAAGCUUCCUCAGCGAACGUGUUAAUACGUCUUUUCGAUUCGAGGAUUUCAGGAUCCUUAUAGAGGCAUAAAAGUAUUUACAAUUCGUGAAAAACAAAUCCGCUACAGACAGUUUUAUUACCAUUAUCUCAUGCAUAAUCAUCUUUUUUCGACAGAAUCUUUUGAGCAGAAUGAUGGUCCAAUAUCAAUGCGGUAACUGCAUCAAAUUAGUAACGCUCCUGUGAAUAAAGCAAUAAAUAGUACUCUAUUGCAUUGUUCCGCCAUUGUAAUCGAGAUCCCUCGGAGAUGGUGCAAGCGGUUCAUGCGCUGAAGUCUCGUCUAAAACAGCUUUACAGUGGCUACAAGAUUGCACAAAACCCGAACUUGAUCGAAAUCUGCAAAAUCCAGGAUAGCCUACGAUCGCUUAAUUCUGAAUUUCGGUUGUCACAAGGCAUCGAUCCCCAUAAACCGAUACAAAUACACGGUUUUCCAAUGCCAUUACAAUGUGAGGAAGACAUUGACCGGUUGGAGCUGAUGGUGAAGCGCAAUCCAAAGAUACGUCUGCAAUAUAUCGAAUUUUUGCGCUGUAAAAAAGACUUGACUGCAUCCGUUAGCGAAUGUUUCGGGAAAUUCUUUACCGACGAGGCAGUCUAUAAUUUCAAAUGGAAUGCAAAACGCAGUGCGAAAACUCGUUGUAGAGCUAUGCAGGAUUAUCAAAUAUUCACCGAUUGCAUGACUGAAGCGUGGCACGAUCACGGUAUUACGAGAGCUACUCUUGCUAGCGAGCUACAACUGAUGCUUACUAUAAUUAAUAGACGCCGGCACGGGUCGGACCACAUUCGAUCUAACUAAUGCCAUUUUUGUUAUUUUAUCGUUUUGAAAUGUACUGGAAGGAAUAGCAAAUACAUUCCCCAAAAUAUUAAAAAUGUGUCAUUAAAACAAAAAUUAAGCGGGCGAUUUCUUUUGUUUAUUUUUAACGAUAACACAUCAUAGGCGUCGUCGGGUCUAUUUGUAGGACAGGGGCAAUAUUACAAUCAAUUUUUUGAGAUUAU
Molecule: messenger RNA, 1436 nt
Organism: Anopheles aquasalis
Lineage: Eukaryota; Metazoa; Arthropoda; Insecta; Diptera; Culicidae
Source: RefSeq, a predicted model, not a curated record